ACAGCUACCUACCUCCGGGCCACUGACACGAGACUCCCUGCCGUAUCCCGUCACACUUGACCGCGAACUUUUCGAGUCUUUCCAUGCCUUUACAACCCUUGGAUAUCCCUUCUUCUUCGAUCCUGCGUUCUCUAAGCACCUGAGAUAUCUGGCACACGACCAACGACACCCGUACCGCCAUGUCGUAUUCAUGGGUCGGGGCUCCUACCCCGUUCAAUGGUACCGACGAGCAUACCGGCGGCGAUUCCGGUAAGCCUUUCUGCGUCCAACAUCUCUUACAAGUUCAGGAGAUUAAUAAGGGGGGGUUGGAUAGCCGUCGAGAAUCUAAACCAGUGGUACCAAUCCGGCGACCAGGCGUUCAUCAUCAUUGCUUCGUGCAUGGUGUUACUCAUGAUCCCCGGCAUCUCAUUCCUCUACUCCGGACUCGCUCGAAGAAAGUCGGCCCUGUCCCUCAUCUGGGUCUGCAUGAUGUCCUUCAGCGUCAUCGUGUUCCAAUGGUACUUCUGGGGGUACUCUCUAGCCUUCAGUAGCACUGGUACCAGCGGCUUUAUUGGGAACCUGAAGCACUUCGGCCUCAUGAACACACUCGGCAAGCCAUCUCCGGGCUCCCCCCUGAUUCCCGAACUCCUAUACUCUUUCUAUCAGGUCAGGACGAUCCCACCGCCCCUUUUUUUUCUAUAUACCUUCAGGUAGGGGACACUGAUGCUGACCCUGUGAGCAGAUGCAAUUCUGCGCCGUCACUUGCGCCCUCGUCGUGGGAGCCACAGCCGAGCGUGGCCGUGUUAUUCCGGUGAUGGUG
This is a messenger RNA of Phialemonium atrogriseum, 799 nucleotides long. RefSeq names its product ammonium transporter AmtB-like domain-containing protein. NCBI's taxonomy places the organism in Eukaryota, Fungi, Ascomycota, Sordariomycetes, Cephalothecales, Cephalothecaceae. Gene Ontology annotation, cellular component: plasma membrane. The coding region runs from base 217 to 693 and encodes 158 amino acids. The record is from RefSeq and is a predicted model, not a curated record. Gene Ontology annotation, biological process: ammonium transmembrane transport. Gene Ontology annotation, molecular function: ammonium channel activity. The transcript has a single exon.